GCAAUACUCCACGACAUACUCCAUCGCUCUCUACAACAAACUGAACGCUAUGGCACCCACCACCGGAUCUCUAGAACCAACCGCGAGCAACGACGCGCAGUCGUCGGUCACAGGGGUGGCAGGUAAUGACUACCCUGAGCAGAGACAUGCGGGUGCUGUCGGUCUCGGGCCUGAAUAUGGCAGAGGCGUGACCACCGAAGAUAAGAUCGUAGGCUUCAAGGAGGAGGUCAAGGGAAAGAUCCUGCAUAAGCCCGACGUGGCCGAGCGUGGGCGCAUGAUGCGUACGGGUGAAUUGAAGAAAAAGCAUGAGGAAGAGGAGAAUCGCAACAAUCCAUUCGAGACCGUCGACGAGGACCAGAAGAAGGCUGGUGCCACGGACGACAUGGUUAUGCAAAGCAACGACAACCAGCACGCAUCCAUGCCGCCGGGCGUGGCCGACUCUUCACACCCCACGGACAGCGACAAGUACGCUGAGGCAUCGACUAUUGCGCCAGAAGGCUCGCAGGAUGCUGAACGUCAACGAGGUGGCGAUCAUGCGUACCGGACAAUUGGCUGAGUGAAAGAGCGAUGAAGAAGGAUGUUUCAAUCGAACAAUGUUACCAGUAGAUACCUCUUGUAUGACGCCAGUUAUUCUGCCUAAUCCCAAAUCUAUCGGCCUC
Laetiporus sulphureus 93-53 is the source of this 659-nucleotide messenger RNA. RefSeq lists its product as uncharacterized. NCBI's taxonomy places the organism in Eukaryota, Fungi, Basidiomycota, Agaricomycetes, Polyporales, Laetiporaceae. The transcript is spliced from 3 exons. The record is from RefSeq and is a predicted model, not a curated record. The coding region runs from base 50 to 556 and encodes 168 amino acids.